AUGUCUGCGCGUGUUUGGCUUGUGACUGGAGCAUCUUCUGGAUUUGGGCUGGAUGUGACGAAAGUUGCUUUGCGCAUGAAAGAGAAAGUUGUCGCCGUCUCUCGCAACCCAGACGACUUGAGAAAGCUGGUAGAAGCCAACCCAGAUGACCUGAUUGCCAUUGGGUGUGACGUGACGGUCGAAGAAGAUGUGAUCACCGCUUUUGCUUCAGGCGUCGAGAAAUUCGGGCAGAUCGAUGUUGUGUUCAACAACGCCGGCACUGCGAUACUCGGCGAGCUGGAAGCUGUUCCAAAUAAAGCGGCUCGUGCCCUUUUCGAAGUCAACUUCUGGGGUGCGUUGAGCGUCAGCAAAGAGGCGGUGAGAGUCUUUCGGGAAGUCAACCCCGCUGGUGCAGGUGGUAGACUUCUCAACAUGAGCUCUGGGGUCGGAUUCUCUGCGAUGCCUCUCUCCGUAAACAUGGCAACGCUUGAAGGGCUAACAGAAGCACUCGCCGGUGAAGUCGACCCUGCCUGGAAUAUCAAGGUUCUGAGAUCGCCGCUUGUGCAUUGCGAUGGUUCUCAUGACAGACAGAUUUCCGUUAUUGGGCCCGGUGCGUUCAAGACGGGCAUGCAUGGUGAUCGUACGCUCAAGUUCCCUGCGCCAUCGGCCUAUGAUAAAGAAGGACUUCCGUCGCGCUUCGUUCGUGAGUGGUUUGAAGACGGAAGUGGCAUCCGCGGUAACCCAGCAGCGGCUGCUGAGACGAUAUUCAAGUUCUCUCAACUGGAAACACCCCCCAAGCGUUGGGCUGUUGGGAAAGACGCAAUUGGUGGGGUGAGAAUCAAGAUAGCCGCUGUUUCAGAGGAGACCACCGCAUUCGAGAGCUGGUCGGAUGGCCUGGAGCUGCCAAUCAAGCCUGAUAAUGUUGGCCCGAAGUAA
Mycena indigotica is the source of this 915-nucleotide messenger RNA. RefSeq names its product NAD(P)-binding protein. The transcript is spliced from 4 exons. The record is from RefSeq and is a predicted model, not a curated record. The coding region runs from base 1 to 915 and encodes 304 amino acids. Lineage: Eukaryota; Fungi; Basidiomycota; Agaricomycetes; Agaricales; Mycenaceae.